This is a messenger RNA of Umbelopsis ramanniana AG, 1189 nucleotides long. RefSeq lists its product as uncharacterized. Bases 29 to 1036 code for a protein of 335 amino acids. Gene Ontology annotation, cellular component: endoplasmic reticulum. Gene Ontology annotation, biological process: fatty acid elongation. Gene Ontology annotation, molecular function: ketoreductase activity. Lineage: Eukaryota; Fungi; Mucoromycota; Umbelopsidomycetes; Umbelopsidales; Umbelopsidaceae. The transcript is spliced from 7 exons. The record is from RefSeq and is a predicted model, not a curated record.
UGGGAUCCGGCAACGUUUCUUUGCUAAGAUGGGCAUUUUACAAACUGUAUCUGAAGACAAGACUCUUCUUGCUGCUACAGUAUGCUUCGGCGUAGUUGGAGCAUUUUUUACAGCAGUAAAGGCAUUUUCAUUCUUUAAAAUGAUUUUGGAUGUCUUGGUCGUGCCCGGUAUCAGCCUCUCUAAGUUUGGAGCUGGAAAAGGCUCAUGGGCAGUUAUCACUGGAGCCUCUGACGGUAUUGGCAAAGAAUUUGCAUCGCAACUCGCCAAGAAAAAGUUCAAUCUUCUUCUCGUAUCUCGCACUGAAUCCAAGUUGCAAGCGCUUGCUAAGGAACUUGAACAAGCACAUGGCGUCCAAACUAAGACUUAUGCUAUGGACUUUACCAGAGGCAACGAAAGCGAUUAUUCCAACCUGGGACAAAUUAUCAACACCAUUGAAGUCGGCGUCCUCGUUAAUAACGUUGGCACCAAUCACGAUAUCCCAACACCAUUUGAUGAAGAAAGCAACGAGACAAUCGCUAACAUCGUUGAAGUCAAUAUCAAUGGAACUUUGAAGGUCAGCAAGCUUGUUAUACCACAAAUGAAAGCUAGACGUUCAGGAUUAAUUUUGAAUCUUGGAUCAUUUUCUGGUCUUGUUGCCACUCCUUAUCUCUCUGUUUACUCCGCCGGUAAGGCUUUCCUUUCCACUUGGUCUCAAGCGCUAGGUACUGAACUCGCUGGUGACGGAAUUGUGGUUGAACACAUCAACACCUACUUUGUGGUUUCUGCUAUGAGCAAAAUCAGAAGACCCACCUUCAUGAUCCCCAUGCCCAAACCUUAUGUUGCCAGUGUUCUCGCCAAGAUUGGUGUUGCUGGUGGUUCCAGCGUUCCUUUCAGCUCCACUCCCUAUCUUGGUCAUGCACUUUUUGCUUGGGUUAUCGAGAACUUGGCCACCACUGGCUUUGUUGUCAAGCAAAAUUAUGCCAUGCAAAAGGACAUUCGCAGACGUGCCUUGCGAAAGCGCGAGAGAGAGGCUCAGCAAGGAAAGAAGACGGAAUGAUAGAUUUUCCCCCCAACACACAUAAGUUGUUUGUUAGACUUCCAUUUAAUCAAAAUAUCUAACAAUGUUUUGGCGCAUAAAAUUGAAAAUGGUAUGAAUAUAAAAUGAUGAAGCAUAGAAGAGUCAUAAGAAUAGCUGUGUAAACCAGUGAUC